UCGAAUUUGUUUUGCUUCAUCGUAUAUCAUCUUGUACAUCAUCCCGAAGUGGUACAACGAUUACGACAAGAAUUUGAUGAAGUACUUGGAAAGGACGUUACAAAACCCAUAACGCAAAAUGAUAUCGAUAAACUACAAUAUUGCGAUGCAGUUAUUAAGGAAGUACAUCGUCAUUUUCCUGUAAAUUACUCACUUGGUCGUGUAAAUAUUGAAAAAGAUACGGUUGGAGGAUAUAUUUGGCCAGAAAAAACUUCAUUUUCAAUACUUUACUGUGCAAUAAUGAAACGAAAGGAUUAUUGGACUGAUCCUGAAAAAUUUGAUCCUGAUAGGUUUUAUAAAAUUGAUGAUGAUGAUAAAUAUUUACUUGAAAAACAACACGUUAAAAAUGCUUUUGCAAUGUUUGGAGGUGGAAUUAGAGCCUGCCCUGGAAGAAAUUUAACGAUGAUAGAAUUAAAAUGUUUAUUAACCUUAAUU
Molecule: messenger RNA, 474 nt
Organism: Rhizophagus irregularis DAOM 181602=DAOM 197198
Lineage: Eukaryota; Fungi; Glomeromycota; Glomeromycetes; Glomerales; Glomeraceae
Molecular function (GO): monooxygenase activity; oxidoreductase activity, acting on paired donors, with incorporation or reduction of molecular oxygen; iron ion binding
Source: RefSeq, a predicted model, not a curated record